Coccidioides posadasii C735 delta SOWgp is the source of this 729-nucleotide messenger RNA. RefSeq lists its product as uncharacterized. Lineage: Eukaryota; Fungi; Ascomycota; Eurotiomycetes; Onygenales; Onygenaceae. Gene Ontology annotation, molecular function: peroxiredoxin activity. The record is from RefSeq and is a predicted model, not a curated record.
GCCCAUAAUAGGACCUCAUUCUCAUACUCCACACGGAACAUAAUACAAGGGAAACUGAAAGAGCAAAUUCCCAGGAUCGGAGCAAAGUCAGAAGCUCGACGUAAGGUCGAAUACGCAAAAGAAGGGAAUAGAAGUCCAAAGAAAUGUCUACCGACCCAAGCCUCACUCCCCUCCACGAAAAGCUCUUCGAAGAGGGCCUCAAGGUUCGCCGUGAAGUUGUCGGCAACGAGUACGUUGAUCGCGCCCUCGCCGGCGGUUCUACCGAGUUCUCCCGCGCCGGCCAGGAGCUUGUGACAGAGUUCUGCUGGGGGUACGCCUGGACGCGUCCGGGUCUCGAUCGCAAGCAGCGCAGUCUGUUGAACAUUGGAAUGCUCAUGGCACUCAACAGGGCGCCCGAGCUGGCCGUGCAUAUUAGAGGAGCGAUCAAUAACGGUUUGACCGAAAUUGAGAUCCGAGAAGCGAUUUUGCACGCAACGACGUACUGCGGGGUGCCGGCGGGCGUGGAUGCGAUGAAAACCGCCGAGAGAGUGUUAAAUGAGAUGGAAGAAAAGGGAGAGCAUAAGCGGGAGCUGGGCAAGAAGGUUGCUUGAUUUGAGACCUCGUGGCGGCUGCUAUCACCGGGUGGUAGCUCCUUGCAGAUAGAUAUGACGAACUUUACUCAGUACGGAAUACUGAUGUAGAAGGUGAUAAGCAUGACAUCAGAAAUGUCAGCUCUUGAUACUGAAGACG